Messenger RNA from Fulvia fulva, 1440 nucleotides. RefSeq names its product MFS-type transporter. The coding region runs from base 1 to 1440 and encodes 479 amino acids. Gene Ontology annotation, cellular component: fungal-type vacuole membrane. Lineage: Eukaryota; Fungi; Ascomycota; Dothideomycetes; Mycosphaerellales; Mycosphaerellaceae. The record is from RefSeq and is a predicted model, not a curated record. Gene Ontology annotation, molecular function: transmembrane transporter activity. The transcript has a single exon. Gene Ontology annotation, biological process: transmembrane transport.
AUGAAUACAUCUGAGUCUCAUGAGAGCAAACAUGAUGCCGAGAAGCACCUUCAUCACGAUGGGGCGAAUAUGAAUGCAUGGCCGAACACACGAGACGAUGACAUCGAGCACACAAUAGAAGAAGCAGAAGAAGACCACACCACUGCCAAGGCCGAAAAGCCUACGAACACUCUCACGACCACAUUGUCGAGGACCAUAAGUCGGCGAUCCGCCGCAUCAUCAUGGCAGGACCCAGGACCUCCACCCGAGGGAGGCAUAACAGCAUGGACUCAAGUCUUCUGCGCUCAUCUAACCAUCUUUACGACUUUCGGCUUCACGACGUCUUUCGGCGUGUAUCAAACGUACUACGAAACGACUCUCGGCAUAGCACCUAGCACAAUCUCCUGGAUAGGGUCUAUGCAAAUAUUCCUUCUCUUCGGAAUAGGAACCUUCACUGGUCGCGCGACAGAUGCAGGUCUCUUCAAACAUGUCUACAUUGCCGGCGCAGUGUUCCAGAUCGUCGGGAUCUUCACCAUGGCGGAGUCGACGAAAUUGUGGCAGCUCUUCCUCUCGCAGGCAGUAUGUCUAGGCAUCGCGAAUGGGCUGCAAUUUUGUCCGGCGAUGGCACUGGUCUCGACUUACUUCGUCAAGAAGCGUGCUUUCGUGAUGGGUUUCACUGCCUUAGGAUCAUGUACAGGCGGCGUAGUCUUUCCCACCAUCGUACAGCAAUGCCUCCCCACCCUUGGCUUCCCCUGGACGAUCCGGAUUAUAGGCUUCAUCAUGCUCGUCUUCAACAUCAUCACCAUCUCCCUCUACCGUACUCGCCUCCCACCCCGAAAGAGUGGCGCGAUCGUAGACUGGGAGUCUUUCAAGGAAUUGCCUUAUGCCCUCUACUGCAUAGCUAUGUUCUUCACAUUCUGGGGUCUAUACUUUGCAUUUUUCUACGUAGGCUCCUACGGCCGCAAUGUGUUGGGAGUCAGCUAUCAACAAUCCAUCAACCUGCUCCUCACAAUCGUCUGCACGGGAUUCGUCUUUCGGCUCUUGCCAAAUUGGAUCGCGGAUCGUUUCGGAUCUCUUAAUGUUAUGAUCCCCUUUGCUUUCCUUUGCGGCAUCAUGAUGUUUGGUUGGAUCGGGAUUCACUCUACCGGGGCACUCUUUGCUUUCGCAGCUAUCUACGGAUCUGGAAGUGCGGUGGUUCAGGCGUUGUGGCCGGCGAUCAUUGGGAGUACGAGUCGGGACGGGAAUCUGAAGAAAGCGGGCGUGAGGAUGGGCAUGGCGUUUACGAUCGUGAGCUUUUCGAGCUUGACGGGGCCGCCGUUGGCUGGUGCGUUGAUACAGCAACAUGGAGGGAGCUAUACUUAUGCUAAUGUGUGGGCGGGGACAUCGUUCUUUGUUGGAGGGGCGCUGUUAAUUGCGACGAGGUGGAGUCUUGCUGGGUGGGAUCUGAAGGCGAGGAUAUAG